Physeter macrocephalus (sperm whale) is the source of this 1220-nucleotide messenger RNA. It is a transcript of the gene CAND2, whose product is annotated as cullin associated and neddylation dissociated 2 (putative). Bases 130 to 624 code for a protein of 164 amino acids. NCBI's taxonomy places the organism in Eukaryota, Metazoa, Chordata, Mammalia, Artiodactyla, Physeteridae. Gene Ontology annotation, biological process: SCF complex assembly; protein ubiquitination. The record is from RefSeq and is a predicted model, not a curated record. Gene Ontology annotation, cellular component: nucleus. The transcript is spliced from 4 exons.
GCCACCCUGGCUUUCUUCAACUCCGCCGUGCACAACAAGCCCUCACUGGUCCGCGACCUGCUGGACGACAUCCUGCCCCUCCUCUACCAGGAGACGAAGAUCCGCCGGGACCUCAUCCGAGAGGUGGAGAUGGGGCCCUUUAAGCACACGGUGGACGAUGGGCUGGAUGUGCGGAAGGCGGCCUUCGAGUGCAUGUACUCGCUGCUCGAGAGCUGCCUGGGACAGCUGGACAUCUGUGAGUUCCUGAACCACGUGGAGGACGGCCUGAAGGACCACUACGACAUCCGGAUGCUGACCUUCAUCAUGCUCGCCCGACUGGCUACCCUGUGUCCUGUGCCUGUCCUGCAGAGGGUGGACCGGCUCAUCGAGCCCCUCAGGGCCACCUGUACCGCUAAGGUCAAAGCUGGUUCUGUGAAACAGGAGUUUGAGAAGCAAGAUGAACUGAAGCGCUCCGCGAUGAGGGCAGUGGCUGCCCUGCUGACCAUCCCAGAAGUGGGGAAGAGCCCCAUCAUGGCUGACUUCUCGUCCCAAAUUCGAUCCAACCCCGAGCUGGCUGCCCUCUUUGAAAGCAUCCAGAAGGAUUCUGCUUCAGCCCCCAGCACAGACUCCAUGGAGCUCAGCUAGUGCUCCCCCACCCCCUGAGGACCCCAACUCACAAGGAGGCCCACUGAAGCCAGAGCCUCACCCUCCCAGCACCACAGGCCUCUAACUUUUGCCCCUUAUCCAUCUCAUCGGGGCCCUCCCUCUCCUGGUCGGGCACCUUCUCCAGGGACCCCAGUCAGAGCUGCAAGGCUGCCAACAGUUGGGCCCUUUUAACUCAGGACAGUUAUUCAAAGCAGGUGUGGUAGUUCUUCCAAAGCUUCCACGGAAGAUGGAUGGGACCUCCCACAGGUCAGCCUGGCUCCUUCAAACUGGGGGUCCCAGCCUCACCAAGUACUUAGUAUUUAGAAAUACUUUUGUGCUCACAGCUGCAGAAAUCUUAGGAGGCAGCUGGAUGCCUUCCUCCCCGCUGUCCCGGAUGUGUCAUUCACACUACUCCCACGUUUUCACCUGAUCUGAUGUGCCAAAAAUUAGUGCUUUGGCUGGGCAUCUUAAAAACUCAGGUACCUCCCUGAGCUAUUCACACUUGAGAAUCCAAAAUGCUUUCUUUCUCAUUGGCAGUGAUCAGUCGGGAACGUGCCCUGUUUUUACAGAGGCAGGUGAGUGGGGUAGGGAAUUAG